AUGUACCCAGAUGAAAUUUGUGGUGAUUGUCAGAAAUUGACACACAAGGAUCAUAAAUUUGAAUUAAUAACUGGUUAUGCCAAGUCGUUGGAGGAAAAGACCGGCAAUAAUUUACAAGGAGUUCAAUCGUGUUUGACCUAUCGAUCGAAUCGAGUGGAUCAAAUGGUGGCAGAGGUCGAAGAGGAAAGUCAAACGAAUCAAUCGAAAGUUACUAAAGCGAUGACAUCUCUUCGUCAACUGAUCGAUGAACAAGAACGAAAAUUACUGGAAAGCCUUCGUAAGAAUGAGCUGGGCGAUAAGAAACGCAUCGAAGAUUACAAACAGCUACUCCAAGGUGAACAACAAGGUUUGAUUGAGCAAAUAUUGAAGUUCGUGGUAGUUUGUCAUGAUAAGAAUCUGAGAAAACUACUGGAUACAAAACAACCAUUCAAUGAUUACAUCAACAGGACAAAUACCAGGUUGAUAGAGUUGAAGCCAUUAAGUAGAAUUAAACAGCAUCUGCAUAGUCUUGAUGCAUUGACGGACUUGGAAAAUCAAAUUCGGAACAUCACCUUGCAGGAAAUCCCGGAACAUCAAAAUGAAGAAUUACGACAGCGAAUGGCAAAUACUACCGACCGAUCAACGCUGAAUUUAUCGAGUAUACACUUGACCAAUCUGGAUAUGGAACUCGUGGCCAAAGAAUUGGAAAUCAACUGUGCAUUGACCAAGCUUCAAAUGUUUACCAAUCAAAUUAGUGAUAUCGGAGCACAACACCUGGCUGAUGCACUUCGAACAAACACGAAUCAAAUUGGAGAUACGGGACCACAGCAGUUGGUAGAAGCACUGACAACAAACCCAGUGAGUCAUAGCUUUCAUGCUUAG
This is a messenger RNA of Didymodactylos carnosus, 861 nucleotides long. NCBI's taxonomy places the organism in Eukaryota, Metazoa, Rotifera, Eurotatoria, Philodinida, Philodinidae. The record is from the annotation of a GenBank genome assembly.